UGUGGUUUCAGUAGAACUUGUGGCUUGUUUGUGAGCAGAUCAGAUGUCGGGCAUCGUGUUGUACGGAUUGGACAUAAGUCCCCCAGUCAGGGCGUGUCAACUGACCUUGCGAGCCCUCGGCUUGGACUACGAAUACAGGGAGGUGGAUCUUUUGGCCGGGGAGCACCAUUCGGAGGAAUACGUGAAAAAGAAUCCGCAGCAUACGGUGCCGCUACUGGAUGACAAUGGAGCUCUCAUAUGGGAUUCACAUGCCAUUGUUUGCUAUCUGGUGGACAAGUACGCCAAGUCCGAUGAGCUAUAUCCCAGGGAUCUGCUGAAACGUUCCCAGGUGAAUCAGCGUCUCUACUUCGAUGCCAGUGUCCUGUUCAUGGCCUUGCGGAAUGUCAGUGUGCCGUAUUUCUAUCACCAAGUUAGCCUGGUGCCCAAGGAAAAGGUGGAUAACAUCAAGGAUGGCUACGCCCACCUGGAGAGGUUUCUUGGAGAUAAUCCCUACUUGACGGGCUCUAGUCUCACACUGGCUGAUCUCUGCUGUGGGGCUACUGCCUCCGCUUUGGAAGCUAUCCUGGAACUGGACUCGGAGAAGUAUCCCAAGGUCAGGGCCUGGCUGAAUCGUUUAACCCAGUUGCCCCAUUACGAGGAGGAUAGCCUGAGGGGAUUAAACAAGUACAUUGCUGCUCUACGACCUCGUUUAGUUCUAGAGAAGUAAUGUUAUUUAAGGAAUGUUUAUUGUAAUUUUAAAUAAAUCAAACAAUUCCAAAAGCAAAA
This is a messenger RNA of Drosophila kikkawai, 765 nucleotides long. It is a transcript of the gene GstE2, whose product is annotated as Glutathione S transferase E2. Lineage: Eukaryota; Metazoa; Arthropoda; Insecta; Diptera; Drosophilidae. Gene Ontology annotation, molecular function: glutathione transferase activity. Gene Ontology annotation, biological process: glutathione metabolic process. The record is from RefSeq and is a predicted model, not a curated record.